Adineta steineri is the source of this 673-nucleotide messenger RNA. NCBI's taxonomy places the organism in Eukaryota, Metazoa, Rotifera, Eurotatoria, Adinetida, Adinetidae. The record is from the annotation of a GenBank genome assembly.
GGCUAAGUCCUACGGUAACAUUGGUGUAGUGCAUUACAGCAUGGGUAAUUAUCCUAAAGCACUUUUAUCGCAUGAAAAAGCCCUUGAAAUUCAACAACAAUCACUUCCACCCACUCAUCCUGAUUUAGCUUAUUCCUACAACAACAUUGGUUUAGUGCAUGACAGCAUGGGUGAUUAUACUAAAGCACUUUCUUAUCAUAAAAAAGCCCUCGAAAUUCGACAAGAGUCACUUCCACCCAGUCAUCCUGAUCUAGCUUCUUCCUACAACAAUAUUGGUAAUGUGCAUAGAAACAUGAGUAAUUAUCCUGCAGCACUUCUGUCACAUGAAAAAGCCCUUGAAAUUCGACAACUAUCAUUUCCUUCCAAUCAUCCUGAUCUGGCUUCGUCCUACAACAAUAUUGGUGAAGUGCAUAACAACAUGCGUAAUUAUUCGAAAGCAUUGUCUUAUUUUGAAAAAGCGCUCGAAAUUCAACAACAAUCACUUCCUUCAAGUCAUCCUGAUGUGGCUUAUCCCUAUAACAAUAUUGGUUUGGUACAUGAAAACAUGGGUAAUUACUUAGAAGCCCGUACAUUUUAUGAGCAUGCUAUACAAAUUGGAGAGCAGUCAUUACCUUUGGAUCAUCCAACUCUACAAAAACGAAGAAAUAACCUCGAACGUGUAAAAAACAAAUAA